Messenger RNA from Varroa destructor (honeybee mite), 3758 nucleotides. RefSeq lists its product as uncharacterized. Gene Ontology annotation, molecular function: urease activity; nickel cation binding. The record is from RefSeq and is a predicted model, not a curated record. Gene Ontology annotation, biological process: urea catabolic process. Lineage: Eukaryota; Metazoa; Arthropoda; Arachnida; Mesostigmata; Varroidae. Gene Ontology annotation, cellular component: urease complex.
GGUUAUGUGCCCUGGCAAUCACCAUUGCGAUAUCACAGGGCAGUAAAAUAUGCCGCUUAUUCCUACUACAGCCUGCUUUCAACUGGCAGUCUGCCCACAAGAUCUUGAUAGUUUGACUGAAAGCUUUAAACAGUGUCCAAAUAUAAUUUUACAAGUUAGCGUCGUGUCCGUCAUAGUUACAACGGCGACAUAUCUUUGGAACGAAUCAUAUCAGCAGUCAGCGUCAAUAUUUGGGGGUCGUCAGCGUUCAUUUUCGCUGUUCUUUAGCGUCUUUGGAAGUGUAGGCACAUUGGCUUCCAUUUUAUCAAGCUCCCUUUAACUUAAACCACUGCAAGAGCUGCUUGACUAACUCAUCUGCGGCAAAAACGGCACUUCUUUGGAUCUAAACCCGUAUGGUAACACAAAAUUGUGGAAAUCGUGUUGACUGUUGUGUUAUUGGUUAGAUGGACAUCGGGAUUUACAUUUGAUUGGGUCGUGGCUGUAUGCCCUGAAGUACUGCUGUUCCGAUCGAGACCUCCUUUUAACCUUCUGCAAGGACGGCUUACUACACGACUGAGCUUCACGGACAAGAUCACAAAUGCGGUUAACAAAUAAAGAGCUUGACGCACUUGUAUUGCAUCAAGCUGGCGUGGUUGCCCAGAAAAGACUAGCCCGUGGUCUCAAGCUAAACCACCCCGAAGCUGUAGCGCUGAUUGCCUCUCAGGUGCAAGAAUUUGCACGUGAUGGUCUAAGCGUCGCUGAGACGACGGCUAGGGGGAGCCGUAUUCUAGGAAGAAACCACGUUAUGCCAGGUGUGGCAGAAAUGAUACACGAAUUAUCCAUUGAGGCCUGCUUCGAUGAUGGAACCAAAUUGGUGUGUCUUAAUUAUCCCAUUACCGAGGCCAGGCUGCCAUUUGAUUUGGCACUCUAUGGAAGCUUUAUUCAAAAGUCUGCGUUGGGCAUUUCGAUAGAAGAUACAGAAUUACAGGAAUCGGAGAUUGAAGGGGAGUCGGUGAAUCCGCAAGAUAACACUGAAAAUGGGCAUGAUAUAUUCAAACCCGGUGAGGUUCUUACCGAUGAUACAUCCCUUGUACUCAACGAAGGCCGCCUUAAGCGAGAGCUAAGAGUUACCAGUGUCUGCGACAGACCUAUCCAGAUUGGGUCGCACUUCCCGUUCAUCGAAGCCAAUCCCAAUCUUAUUUUCGACCGUGCCGUAGCUUAUGGAAUGCGCCUGGACAUACCCUCCGGGAUGUCUGUUCGAUUCGAGCCAGGCGAUACGAAGAGGAUCCGUCUUGUUGAACUGGCCGGAAACAAAAGAAUCUAUGGAGGAAACAACAUUUCACUAGGUCCUCUUAGCGACGAACGUUUAUCGUGUGCCCUGGAUACGGUCCACGUGCAUGGGUUUCGUAACGCAAACGAGAAGGCAGCCAGAGAACCGAUCGACGUGCCGCUAGAGAUGAAACGACAUGCCUACGCAGAAAAUUAUGGACCGUCAGCUGGAGACCGAGUUCGACUGGGCGAUACGAACCUCUUUAUAAAGGUGGAAUCGGACACAGGGUCAUAUGGCGAUGAAGUGAAAUUUGGAGGCGGCAAGGUUAUUAGGGACGGCAUGGGCCAGGCUGUAGGGUACAAUAGCGAUCGUACACUCGACCUUGUCCUGACAAAUGCCCUUAUCAUCGACGCAGUAUCUGGAAUAAUCAAAGCGGAUAUUGGUAUCAAGAACAAUCAAAUCAUCGGGAUUGGAAAAGCGGGUAACCCAGACAUUAUGCCAAAUGUGAACCCUCUUCUCGUGAUCGGCGCGGGCACUGAAGUUGUGGCAGCUGAAGGAAUGAUUAUCACAGCAGGCGCCAUUGAUUGCCACGUCCAUUAUAUCUGUCCACAGCUCAUUGAACAAGCUCUCCAAAGUGGAGUAACUACGCUAAUUGGUGGAGGCACUGGACCAACCCAAGGGACUCGAGCCACCACAUGUACGCCAGGACCUAACAAUAUAAGAAAUAUGUUCGAAAGUUGUGACGUAUUCCCUGUCAAUAUUGGCUUUACUGGAAAGGGAAAUUGUUCUUCUAUAAAUCCGGAGACGCUCGCGCCCGAACUCGAAGACCAGAUUCGAGCUGGAGCUAUGGGAUUAAAACUUCACGAGGACUGGGGGACAACGCCUUCGGCUAUUGACUCCUGUCUUCGUGUUGCCGAAAAACACGACAUCCAGGUGAUGAUACAUACAGAUACCUUGAACGAAGCGGGCUGUGUAGAGGAUACGUUACGGGCUUUUCGUGAUCGCACCGUUCACGCCUAUCACGCAGAAGGUGCUGGCGGAGGACACGCUCCUGAUUUACUUCGUGUGUGCGGUGAAAAGCAUAUCAUUCCUUCAUCGACGAAUCCCACACGGCCAUACACCGUCAACACUAUGGACGAAGUCAUUGAUAUGCUAAUGAUUUGUCAUCAUCUGGACAAGUGUGUCUACGGCAUUACUUCUGCAAAUUCUACUAUAGUAGGGAAUAUUCGGGAAGAUCUAGCAUUUGCAGAGUCUCGCAUGCGUGCAGAAACUGUAUCCGCUGAGGACAUACUUCAUGAUUUGGGAGCCAUUUCACUGUUCACUUCCGACAGUCAGGCAAUGGGCCGGAUUGGAGAGACUGUUUGCCGGACAUGGCAAACAGCCCACAAAAUGAAGGAACAAUAUGGGCCUCUACCAGAAGAUGCUGAAACAAAUAGUGAUAAUUUCCGAGUCAAAAGAUACAUUGCUAAAUACACGAUAAAUCCAGCGCGCGCACAUGGAAUAGCUGAUUACGUGGGCAGUGUUGAAGAAGGCAAGUACGCGGAUCUCGUUCUGUGGCACCCGGCAUUUUUUGGAGUCAAACCGGAGCUUAUAAUCAAAGGAGGACAGAUCGUCACGGCAAACAUAGGCCCAGCAAACGCAUCGAUUCCAACGGCGGAACCUAUGAAUUUCCAACAAAUGUUCGGAUCAUGUGGAACCGCCGUGACACGUAACUCUCUCUACUUCGUGUCGGAGGCGUCACUAACUGCGCCAACCGACAUCCGAGCUUUGUACAGGGUUCGCAGAGAAAUGAGGCCGGUAAAAGGGACACGCACGGUGAGCAAGCAGGAUAUGCUCUACAACAAUUACGUGCCGCAAAUAGCUGUGGACCCUGAGACUUAUGAAGUGACCAUAAAGAACGAAGAUGGCGAAAAGCGUACACUGCAAUGCGAACCAGCACAAAGCAUACCCCUUGCUAGGAGAUAUCUAUUUUUCUAAGCAACUGCAUAAAAAUAGUAGCCAUAUACAUUCAUCUUAAGUGCAGUUGCUAAUCAGGUAAUUAAGAGAAGAGUAAAGAGAAAUGUAACAGUAAUUGCGAGAUAACGGGAUUGUUAAUUAGUACUCAACGUGAAGUUGUGCACGAAUUGAUAGAAGAACUUGAAAAAGCAAAUAUUACGAAGAUAGAUUAGAAAGGAGCCCUUAACUCAGACCUAAGAUAAAAUGAAUUGGUAACCGGUACUUCUAAGAUUAUAAUAAUCUGAUAAUACUGGUAAAGGAAUGUCGAAAAGAACAAAAAAGCUAUAUAAAUUUAGUCUUCCUUGUCUUUAUUGAAAGUAACAGUACAUACUUUUCGUUGUUCAAUUCUUGCUAGGGUUUGCAAAGUUGAUGUGCAACUAAAAUUGACUUCAUGUAUGUUGCCUUCACACACGUUCUAGCUUAUCAAUCACUUAGCUCGCGAUUCAUAUAGCAGCAACCCGCUCAAAAAAGCAAGUAGAUAAAGCGAUAGUAAUAACAAUAAAGCGUUGUGUAU